AUGGCCGAGGACAUUGAUGUCGCCAACCAUUAUGGUAUACAAACCGCCUUCCCCGAGACCUGGCCCGCCGAGUUGGACGAGAGCGAUGUGUCCGAAAGCGAGCAGUACUCAGCAGGCGCCAACGCGAAACGAAGAUCCACACGAUACUCGGCCCUGGGACGCACCUCAAGCUUAGCAGGAGGCUCAUCUCGAGCAGGAGAUAAUGUCGCAAAGAAAGAUGAAUCCGAUCCGUUGGGGUCCUCUGACAGUGUGAUGUACAUUCUCAAGAAGCGAGGCAUACCUGUCGACGAUGACAUGCGUUUACGAAACCGGUUUCUACUAUCCUCGACAUCCUUCUCGCCCGCCCUGUUCUUGUCUCAGGCGCAUCAGAAUGCAUCCGCCGAGGACCUUAUCGAAGGCCUCCAGUUCCUGUCACGCUCAAUCGACCAGAAAUCAGCUUCGCUGAAGGAGCUUGUCGAAGCCAAUUUUGAACGUUUCGUACGUGCCAAGGCAACCAUAGACAGUGUCUACACAGAGAUGAGAUAUCAUGGCGCCGCGAAAUCUCGCCCUCCGUCACACCGUGCAAGUGGACAGUAUCGCUAUUCACUUGUUGGAAAUGCUCCGCCACCCCAAGCAAGCCAAUCCGCGAAUAAAACCGCGCUCGUCAAGGAAAGCGAGUACGGUGUAAAAGGUAUCCGGGCUCCUUUGGUCGAAGCAUCGGUCAAGGCCGAAGAGCUGUGGGGACCUGCUCUGAGUGGUCGAGAGCGUGAGCAGGAUCUAUAUGCAGUUGUGAGCAAUGUGGAGCGGAAUCGCUCAGUGUUUGAAAUUGGAGGCAACAUUUCAAAGGCGAUCAAGCAACAGGACUUUGAUCGAAUCUUUGAAGAAUACCGCCGAGCCAAAACCCUCACCAAUGAAGCCAGAUCGAUUACCGACCGUGCCGCCACGGAAAAGAGAGAGUUGACCGAUGCCGAAAGUCACACCAUGAUAGGCACGGGGCGGAUGUGGACUGAUGUACAACAGCAAGUUGAUGCAUUCAAACGUGACCUAUGGCGCCGCUUGAGCAAUGUGCAUACGCCGUCUUCCCAUCUGACGGCAGCAGGACCUGUGGAAGAACAUAUGGAAUUGAUCGGGGCCCUCCUAGAACUGGGUGUCGAAGACAACCCCGUAUGGGUGUGGCUUAUCAGUAGUUACCAACUACUCAAAACAAAACUUACGGCUUUUUGCGAACGCUCAAUUGUUGAGAUUGAGGUCCUACGGCGUCGACUAGCCGCUAACGAAAAACCACGCCCCCAAGUUAUGACAGCGUUGCUCCGGGCAUCGUUGCGUGAAGGAGCAGACCCAAAAGAUAAAAUCGAUACAGAACAAACUAUAGAGCUGUGGGAAUGUAUUCAUGCCUUUUUGACGAAACUCUUGUCUGUUCAGACCGGGUUACUAGGCGAAAUUAUUGAGUUCUGGGAGACCGCGCAAUCGUUCAUCAAUGGUAGUAAACAGAAAAUGCUUCCUGCUGGGUUUGAAGGGGAGAGUCGCAAGCACCAUCGGCUGCCUAGCGACGGUGUGAGAGAGCUUCAAGAAGGCAUCGUCGAGCUUGUCGAUUUGAUUCGACAAAAUGUACUCGCCCUGUUCACGGAACCUCCCAUCGAGGAUGUCUCGCUCCUCUUCUCGCCCGCUCCUCAAACCCCCGGCACUCCUUUCAAUCAUAUCACACCGACCGAAUCGCGUUUCAAACUCGACCCCAAGAACAUGCCCCCGCCUUCGCCCGUUCGCGGAGAGGUAGGAGAGGAGUACGCAUUUUGGCCGCCGUACUCCAACUCGUUGAGUGGAGUUCACUAUCUCAGUAAAUUCUUAGUUCUUAUUGGCACUGCGGCCAGUGAAAUGGCUGCCCUGUCUCCAAUAACGACCGGAAGCAGUUCGCAUGACCAACUCAAAAGCCUUGUCAGCGUCGCCCGCGAAAGAUCUGUACGGGUGGCGUGUGCAACUUGGAACAGGGAUGCGGAAAACUGCAAGAUGCUAGAGGAUUGGACUCGCGAUCCCGAAAGGCGAGAACUGACCACCAUGCCGGGGCUCUUUGUUGCUUUUGAGAGCACCGUGCUGGCAGGCAUGCAGAAGAUACUGUAUAUCUCGGAAGCGAUGAGCAAGGCUGGCUCUGUCGACGUUGUGACGCCACCACCAGCCAAAAUAUUGCAAAUGGUGCGGACUCAGUUUGUCACCAGUGUCUACAAGGCGCUGAGUGGCUUGGUGGAAAAUGCAGAGCGACCGGUCGUGUCAAAUGAGGAGGAUUCGUGGAUUCUCGCUGAGCCCAGUAACGCAACGAAAAGCAUGGAUAGCGCGCCUAUUAUGGCAACAAGCGAGAGUAUUGAUGCUAAAAACAGGAAUAUCCGAAUGCUCCUCACGCUUUCCAAUCUCAAAGCGUUUCAGACCGACUUUGUUCCUCAACUGAUAUCCAACUUUGAGACGGCUUUCUCGGUCAAAUUGACCGACGAAGCCAAGACAAUUCGCGAUGUUCUUGGUCAGAUUGACGACAGGCUGUUCCAGUCCUAUACUACGCCGACCAUCGUGGCCCUCGACGCGACCAUUAAAAAUGGCAUCAAGUCGGCGGAUUGGGAGCCCACAACCAACCGACCCGACCAAGUUCGGCCAUAUGUGUACAGCACAAUGCUCGCGCUGGUCCUAGUGCAUACGGAAAUUACUACUACAAUCCCUAUCUCCUCGACUGCGCCAUCUUCUGUCGCACAUCCGCUGUUGACGGGAGUUCUCAACCACCUCGUCACCAAAAUCUCCACGUCGCUUCUGACAGCGUUUCAAUCCCGCUCAAAAUACAGCCUGGCGGCACUGAUGCAGGCGACACUAGACACUGAGUUUAUAGCGCAAACCAUGUCGCAAUACGUCACGGAGGAGGCAUCGCAGAUUCAAAGUCAGAUUUACCUAGAGUUGGAUCGGCGGACAAACAACGAAGCGCGUACCAAGCUGCAGGCAGAACUUGGAGAAAUGCGAGGUAUCUUGAAGAGAUUACGCGAACGAACAAAGGGCGAGUUUACGUGCUUUCGAAAAAUGAGGCCGACGGGUGGUGGUUCAAAGGGAAGUGCAUGA
Talaromyces rugulosus is the source of this 3066-nucleotide messenger RNA. RefSeq lists its product as uncharacterized. NCBI's taxonomy places the organism in Eukaryota, Fungi, Ascomycota, Eurotiomycetes, Eurotiales, Trichocomaceae. The record is from RefSeq and is a predicted model, not a curated record. Gene Ontology annotation, biological process: Golgi to plasma membrane transport; exocytosis. Gene Ontology annotation, cellular component: exocyst. The transcript has 2 exons. Bases 1 to 3066 code for a protein of 1021 amino acids.